Molecule: messenger RNA, 2199 nt
Organism: Pogoniulus pusillus (Red-fronted tinkerbird)
Lineage: Eukaryota; Metazoa; Chordata; Aves; Piciformes; Lybiidae
Gene: HIBCH
Product: 3-hydroxyisobutyryl-CoA hydrolase
Exons: 14
Coding region: 71-1228 (385 amino acids)
Biological process (GO): L-valine catabolic process
Cellular component (GO): mitochondrion
Molecular function (GO): 3-hydroxyisobutyryl-CoA hydrolase activity
Source: RefSeq, a predicted model, not a curated record
AUGCGUCCUGCCCCUCCCGCAGCGCUCUCAGCCGGCCCGGUGACGGCGAUCGACCGCGCCGGCUGCUGCCAUGGCGGGCCGGGUUCUGAGGCCGCUGCCCAGGCUGAGGCCAUUGAACAGGCUGCAAGUAGUACUACAACAUUUGAAGAUGUCCAAGCAUGCAGAUUCCACAGCUGAAGUGUUGUUGGAGAAGAAAGGAUGUGCAGGAAUAAUAACUUUGAAUAGACCCAAAGCUCUCAAUGCAAUAAAUAUUUCUAUGAUCCGACAAAUCUAUCCACAAAUAAAGACUUGGGAGCAAGAUCCUGAAACUUUUCUAAUAAUUAUAAAGGGAACUGGAGGAAAAGCUUUUAGUGCUGGGGGUGACAUCAGAGCCAUCACAGACGCAGGAAAAGUUGGUGAUAGAUUGACACAAGAUUUCUUCAGAGAAGAAUAUACCCUGAACAAUGCCAUUGGCACUUGCAAGAAGCCGUAUGUGGCACUCAUUGAUGGCAUUACAAUGGGAGGGGGAGUUGGCGUCUCAAUCCAUGGACGUUUCCGAGUGGCUACAGAAAACACACUUUUUGCAAUGCCAGAAGCAGCAAUAGGCCUUUUUCCUGAUGUAGGGGGUGGCUAUUUCUUGCCAAGAUUACCGGGAAGGAUUGGCUAUUACCUUGCCCUAACUGGAUGUAGGCUGAAAGGAAGAGAUGUACUAAAAGCUGGCAUCGCUACGCAUUUUGUAGCUUCUGAAAAGAUACCUGCCUUAGAGAAGGACCUGAUAGCCCUGAAAUCUCCUUCAACAGAAAACGUUGCAGACUUACUGAACUCUUACCAUGCAAAGAGCAAAGCUGAUCAAGACAAGCCAUUUGUACUUGAUGAACAUAUGGAGAAGAUUAACAGUCUUUUUUCAGGAAACAGCAUGGAAGAAAUUGUAAAAAAAUUAAAGCAAGAUGGUUCUGCUUUUGCCAAUAAGCAGCUGGAGACUAUUAACAAGAUGUCACCUACGUCCCUAAAGCUGGCUCUCAGACAGCUCAGAGAAGGAGCUUCCAUGAGCUUACAGGAGGUACUCAUGAUGGAAUACAGACUGAGCCAAGCAUGCAUGAAAGGCCAUGACUUCUAUGAAGGGGUUCGAGCAGUGCUGAUUGACAAAGACCAGGCCCCCAGAUGGAAGCCAGCUACUCUGGAAGAAGUCAGUGAUGCAUUUGUGGACAAUUGUUUUAAGCCAUUGGGAAACAACGACCUCAAGUUGUAAAGACCAAGCCUGUUGUCACCUUGUGCAUCUGUUAAUUCUAUGAUAUCAGCAUUAAUGGCAGUGUUUGACAAGAUGCUUUUAGCUAGCCCAAGAUUCCUUUGUGCAGUCAGCAACAUUCUCUUUUGUUAUGCUGCCAUAAUGGCAAAAUAAUCAUGUCUCUGGUUAAUAAGGAGAAAAAUUGCUUCAAGGCAAAUUGUUAUUUUUCACUGCUUUACAUAAUGCUUAACGUAAUGUUUAACGAGGAACCACAUGGGAGGGAGAGAGCAUUGUUAAGACCUAACAAGCAAGAAAUCAGGAGACCUUUGUGUUCUUGGCUCUGUCAUUGAGCUGGUGAAUUGUGCCUCAGAUUUUUCUCUACAUAACAAAAAUAAAUCAUACAUACAACUUUAAAGCAGCCAGAACUGCAAAGGAAAAUGCAAGACAUGCCAAAGCCAUGGUGUUAGGAGUCUUUUAAAGAAAAGAUCAGACAUAUUUUUAGUCUGGGAGCAAGAAGUUGUUCUCUUGAUUUAAUAUUUUGUCAGCAUUAGUCUUGCUGUGUGAUGCAGACAUUGUUCCAAAUGUCAUCACGUUGCCAGAGCCUAGAGCACACUUCUGCUUGAUUGCAGAAGCAUUUGUUUGUUUGUUUUUUCCCUUUCAGUGCCAUUAAGUUUGAUUGAACUGCAUAAUUAGUUUUUCAGCAUUUCAGAAUUUUUCCUGGUCUUACACUGGGGGAAAAGUAACUGCCUCAGACCUUCCUCUGAACGCUGACUGGCAUGUUUCCUGUUGAUGUUAGUGAUUUUACUGGUCCUGACUUUGCAAGUGGCUGGAGUUUAGCCAUACCAACUAGUCUGGGUUCUUGUUUUCUUGUGCUCAUGAACAUUGUGUCUGCUGGGUGGAAGAAUGUGUGACAAGGGGACACUGAAGAUAAAAUACAGGGGAAACCAUGAAGUAUCUGCUGUUACCUGGAUCAUAAAGGUUUAGAAUACAACGUA